GCUCAGUCAGACACAAUGAGCCAUCCGUCGUUGGGGUACGCGCAUGUUGCCUCGGCGCAACGGGCACCAUUUUAACCCACUUUUAGCCGUCGUUGUACACUUCUUUGAUGUACUUGAUUAUUACGGAACAGUGGGAGCUCUUUAUGGGGUUUACAAGUGCGACUACGUCGAGUUUGAUAAAAACGAGGUCGAGAGUCGACUACAGUAGUUAGCCCCUCCUGCCUGCUGGACCCCCCGCCACCCACCUCAUUUAUUUUUGCUACUUUUUGGACCCCAAGACGAACAAUGUCGGUCACCGCGUCCUCUGACUACUUCGCCGCCGAGUGCUUGGUUUCUAUUUCGAGUGGUCCCGUUUUGCACAGACCCACCCCGGUGGCCCUCGCCGCAAGCCAGCCAAGUACUACCGCGGGCCUCCUCCCCGGGGAGCACGACGGCUCGAGCGAGGAUCGCGAAGUGCGGGAGACCCUGAGGUUGGAGGGGGCCAACAUGAUGACCGUGGCCGGUAUCCUCACCGACCUCCACGGCAAGUUCCGGCCCAUGUCGGCCUACUCUGAGAGCAGCAACUCGUCGUGCGGUGGGGAAAGCGGUUACACCACGUUGUCGAACCCCACCACCCCUACCAUGACCCCCUCCGCUACUCCGGUGCCCGGACAGCAACCGCCGAGGGGGGGAGCGGGAGGAGGAGGGGGCGUGGGCCCACCUCGUUCCCCCGUGAAGCGGCACCACUGCACUUUUGACGGAUGCGACAGAGUUUACGGGAAAUCAUCCCACUUGAAGGCACACAUCCGGACCCACACAGGCGAGAGGCCGUUUCCAUGCACCUGGCCCGACUGCGAAAAGAAGUUCGCCCGUUCCGACGAGCUGGCCCGCCACACCCGCACACACACGGGAGAAAAACGCUUCCUGUGCCCCUUGUGCGACAAGCGCUUCAUGCGCAGCGACCAUCUGAUCAAGCACGCCCGCCGUCACCCCGACUUCCAGCCCGCCAUGUUGGGGCGCAACAAGGGCAUGUGCUCUCCCAGCCCGACUGUCCACCAUUAGAUGGUUCAGGUUACUUGGGAUGAGCGGAAGGGGGGGGGGGUAUAUUGGCAGGAGCAUUUGUGGUCACAAGUGGGGGUUAACCAGCUACAAUUUGUUUCAUUGAGGAAAAAUACAAGCAUUGCUAUGUGUUGCUGAAGAGGCGCACGUACCCAAAUCAACGCAGCGGCUGGAUGUGAGGGGCGACGAGCAUUCGCUGCGCAUCCCCCACAGAUGAGUCACGUGACCACUUUCCACCUGCAACAUAAAAAGGGUUGGGUUUCAUUGGCUGGUAUUGAACUGAGACCAGUUCCGAAUCCUUCAGUUCAGAUUUUGAUGUGCUUCUCGAUUCCACUUCAUCGAUUCCCGGAAUUAGUCUGCUCGCUUGCACCUUUUCAAAUCGUCGCAAAAGAGAAGUGCGGCAUUAAGACAAAGCAGAAAAUCUUUUUUUCUCCCCCCCUCCAAAAGGUGACAAAUUGAAGAGACAUGCAGUCCGAUGCGAGGCUAAACAAUUCGUUUAUGUCAUACAAGAUUUUGAAUGUCUAAUUUGGGAGGUCUGCCUUAAGGAGCACACCAGAAAAUAAUGGCAUGACAGACCUUUCAUGGUAUGGUAACCGUAACUGAAAAUACAUGAUUUUUGCUUCCAAACAAAAUUUGGGUUUCUUUUCUCAGGCGGGUUCAAAUGAGAAUUGGAAUCGAAAAAGCAGAUUUCAAUUGACCCCCCCCCC
This is a messenger RNA of Hippocampus zosterae (dwarf seahorse), 1745 nucleotides long. RefSeq lists its product as uncharacterized. Bases 286 to 1041 code for a protein of 251 amino acids. The transcript is spliced from 2 exons. The record is from RefSeq and is a predicted model, not a curated record. Gene Ontology annotation, molecular function: RNA polymerase II cis-regulatory region sequence-specific DNA binding; DNA-binding transcription factor activity, RNA polymerase II-specific. Lineage: Eukaryota; Metazoa; Chordata; Actinopteri; Syngnathiformes; Syngnathidae. Gene Ontology annotation, biological process: regulation of transcription by RNA polymerase II.